Messenger RNA from Raphanus sativus (radish), 1824 nucleotides. RefSeq names its product stomatal closure-related actin-binding protein 1. Gene Ontology annotation, biological process: actin filament organization; regulation of stomatal movement. NCBI's taxonomy places the organism in Eukaryota, Viridiplantae, Streptophyta, Magnoliopsida, Brassicales, Brassicaceae. Gene Ontology annotation, molecular function: actin binding. The coding region runs from base 165 to 1664 and encodes 499 amino acids. The record is from RefSeq and is a predicted model, not a curated record. The transcript is spliced from 12 exons.
UCUUUGCUUUUCAGUAAAGCUAAUGCUUACGACUCUAUCAAACCUCUCACUUUUUUCUUCAGCUCAAAACCAAUCUUCUUCUAUCUUCCGGCAAGCCAACCUUCUCGUACUCGGAUUCCAUCACAACCAUUAGUUUAAAAUCCAACAAUUCCAACUCCGGAACAAUGACAAGGGUUACACGAGAUUUCAGAGAUUCAUUACACAAAGAUGUUGUGGUGGUUCCAGCAGUAUCAGCAGAUGUGAGAUUCGCUUCAAGUAGAUUCCCAAAUUAUAGGAUUGGGGCAAAUGACCAGAUCUUUGAUGUGAAAGAUGACCCUAAAGUGUUGACAAUGAAAGAGGUGGUUGCCCGUGAGACAGCGCAGCUCAUGGACCAGCAGAAGCGUAUGUCUGUUCGUGACCUCGCCAAUAAAUUCGAGAAAGGCUUGGCUGCUGCUGCUAAGCUCUCCGAGGAGGCGAAACUCAAAGAAGCAACAUCCUUGGAGAAACAUGUACUUUUAAAGAAACUUCGAGAUGCAUUGGAGUCUCUGAGAGGACGUGUUGCCGGUAGAAAUAAGGAUGAUGUUGAGGAAGCCAUUGCCAUGGUGGAAGCUCUAGCUGUUCAAUUGACUCAGCGUGAAGGAGAGCUGUUCAUAGAAAAAGCCGAAGUCAAGAAGCUGGCGUCUUUUUUGAAGCAGGCCUCAGAGGAUGCAAAGAAAAUAGUGGACGAGGAAAGAGCUUUUGCGCGUGCUGAGAUUGAAAGUGCAAGAGCAGCUGUUCAAAGAGUUGAAGAAGCUCUUCGAGAACAUGAACAGAUGUCUCGAGCCUCUGGGAAGCAGGACAUGGAAGAUCUAAUGAAAGAGGUUCAAGAAGCUAGGCGGAUUAAAAUGCUGCAUCAGCCAAGCAAGGUAAUGGAUAUGGAAUAUGAGCUUCGAGCACUGAGGAAUCAGCUUGCAGAGAAAUCAAAACAUUUUCUUCAACUAAAAAAGAAGCUUGCAAUGUGCAGCAGAAAGAGCGAGGAAAAUAUAUCACUUCUAUACGAAAUAGAUGGCAACGAAGCUCUAGGUUCUUGUUUGCGGGUCAGACCUUGCUCUAACGAAGCUCCUGAUCUUUCAAAAUGUACUAUCCAGUGGUACCGUUCGUCGUCUUCUGAUGACAGCAAGAAGGAGCUUAUAUCAGGUGCCACGAAAUCAGUUUACGCUCCCGAGCCUUUUGACGUUGGACGAGCCUUGCAUGCUGAUAUCAUUUACAAUGGCCACACGCUUUCAUUGUCCACCGUGGGAAAGAUCGAUCCAGCUGCUGGACUGGGUAGCUAUGUGGAGGCAUUAGUACGAAAACACGAUGUUGAUUUCAAUGUAGUAGUGACUCAGAUGAGUGGGGAAGACCAUACAUCAGAAUCUAUCCACUUGUUUCACGUUGGUAAAAUGAGGAUUAAACUUUGCAAGGGAAAGACGGUGAUUGCAAAAGAGUAUUACUCUAGUGCAAUGCAGCUAUGUGGAGUGAGAGGAGGUGGGAACGCGGCAGCUCAGGCAGUGUAUUGGCAGGCAAAGAAAGGAGUGUCCUUUGUGGUAGCUUUUGAAUCUGAGAGAGAGAGAAACGCUGCCAUCAUGCUUGCACGCAGAUUCGCUUGUGAUUGCAAUGUGACGCUUGCUGGCCCAGAGGACAGAACAGAGACGAGUCCUAACUAAGAGGUUUUAUGUUUUGUAGUUUUAUAUAAUAUAGGGGGGCUUUAGGGAUUUGUUUGAAUUGCAGUUUCUUGUCUGUUUUGUACUUUUGUGUGUAAAAAAAUGAAGAAAGAAUCAGUGAAGAUGUUGAAUCUCUAUCUUUAUAUGACGGGUGGUUUGUUUC